Molecule: messenger RNA, 904 nt
Organism: Vitis riparia (riverbank grape)
Lineage: Eukaryota; Viridiplantae; Streptophyta; Magnoliopsida; Vitales; Vitaceae
Product: N-terminal acetyltransferase A complex catalytic subunit NAA10
Exons: 2
Coding region: 87-674 (195 amino acids)
Biological process (GO): N-terminal peptidyl-glutamic acid acetylation
Cellular component (GO): NatA complex
Molecular function (GO): protein-N-terminal-glutamate acetyltransferase activity; protein N-terminal-serine acetyltransferase activity
Source: RefSeq, a predicted model, not a curated record
CCAUUUCCGAAGCUUCUCUUCCUCAGCUUCUCAAACCCUAGCCCUAACCCUCGAAAUCCUAGAAUUCAGUCCACCGACGAUCAACAAUGGUUUGCAUACGCAAAGCGACUAUCGACGACCUCCUUGCAAUGCAAGCCUGCAAUCUCCUCUGCCUCCCAGAGAACUACCAGAUGAAGUACUACCUCUACCACAUCCUCUCGUGGCCACAGCUCCUCUACGUCGCCGAAGAUUACAACGGCCGCAUCGUCGGCUACGUGCUCGCUAAGAUGGAGGAGGAAAGCUCCGAGUGCCACGGCCACAUCACCUCCCUGGCCGUGCUCCGGACGCACCGCAAACUCGGCCUGGCCACCAAGCUUAUGACUGCCGCGCAAAACGCCAUGGAGCAGGUGUUCGGGGCCGAGUACGUCUCGCUACAUGUGCGGAAGAGUAAUAGGGCAGCGUUUAAUUUGUAUACGGAGACCCUGGGCUAUAAGAUUCAUGAUGUGGAGGCGAAAUAUUAUGCGGAUGGUGAGGAUGCGUAUGAUAUGAGGAAGCAGCUUAAAGGAAAGCAAGUUGGCCACCACCAUCAUCAUCAUCAUCACCAUCACCACCAUCACGGAGGUGGAUGUUGCGGUGGAGAACCGAAGCUCGUGGAGACGAAGGGAGAGGCAAAGGCUGAGGCGAAAGCAGAGUGAUUUUGGAGGCUGAUAUAUCUGAAGGGUUCAUCACACUCGUCUCUUUAUCACUCAAUCUGAUACAUGCCAUGGUUGUCCUUUUUUGUAAACCUUCAGCUGAUCUCUAUGUAUGCUUGAUCAGCCCUUGCAUGUAAUAGCUGUUGGCUUCCCAUUGUUAACUUGAUUUGUGGAAGUAUUUGUUGGACAAAGGAUCUUCAUUUUGGGUUAGCCAGAAACAUUGAUUUCUCAAA